AUGAAACAAUUCAAAAUCUUCUGUGAAGUUUCACCCAUAGACAUCGACACCCAGACCAUAUUCCCCCUUAUAACAUAUAAGCGGCCUUGCCACUUUGCAGUAGUUAUUCUCCCAAACCGGAUAACUUUCAUUACAAUACUGGCAUCAGUAUUUGAUCUUUGCAACGAAUCUGUGAGAAUCUACCUGGACGAUGAGGGCAGUCGCGACGUGUUCGCCCUUGGCGGCUUCACAAUGACAAGACCGUGGGGAUCGUUGAUUGAGAAAUGGCUGGCUUGGUUGGCUGGAACACGGCUAGAGAAGUUCAUCGUACAGCUAGACUGCAUGAUUCUUCAUUUUGGAAAGAUCUAUGUGAUCAAGAUGCCCCUACUUAUCGAGGGAUAA
Molecule: messenger RNA, 381 nt
Organism: Penicillium crustosum
Lineage: Eukaryota; Fungi; Ascomycota; Eurotiomycetes; Eurotiales; Aspergillaceae
Product: kinase-like domain-containing protein
Exons: 3
Coding region: 1-381 (126 amino acids)
Source: RefSeq, a predicted model, not a curated record